AUGGCCGACUUUCUAGAUCCGUCUUCUAUAUCUCCGAACAUCUCCAGCCUUGGACAGGAUGACGACCCCGUCAAGCUAUUCCGAUGCUGGAUCCGCCAGUCUUGUGAUGACUGCAUCUCUAUGAGAGAUGAUCUGGAUUGUAGUUGGUGUCCUUUUUCAUCCACCUGCGUUCCUAAUCCAACCGACAAAUAUCCCCUCUUAGCUCCCAUCGACUACCCCGACAUCUGUCCACUCGGAGCAAAAGAGCGCUGGGAACUGCGCGCUCGCGGUUUGGGAUGCAAUGUCAGUACACGCAACUUUUUAUCUGUUGUUGUGGCGGUUAAGGACAGGGGUAUUUGGUGUCAUGCCGACUAUGCAGCGGUCCUCGUCGUGUUCGUCAGUGGCGAUUUGGAUAGCAAUAAAUCAGAGACGAUCCUUUGGAAGAGCACUCAUUCAUCAUACUGA
Molecule: messenger RNA, 444 nt
Organism: Talaromyces marneffei
Lineage: Eukaryota; Fungi; Ascomycota; Eurotiomycetes; Eurotiales; Trichocomaceae
Exons: 4
Coding region: 1-444 (147 amino acids)
Source: RefSeq, a predicted model, not a curated record